AGUGGCAAAAGUAUAGCAAGAGAGGCUGCACACUUCUCUGUUUGUUCAAGCGGAACUUAUCUCCAGCCCGUCUAGAGUGAGACUCAGAUUAUUCUAUUCAUAAUCGGUGAUUCUAUCGUUUUACAAGUUGCAAAUUUGUCAAGGGAUUUCUUUGAAUUGGGAGCGCUCCAUGAGCAAAAUUUGCAUCAGAGUAACAACGCCAUAUAUUUUGUAAAACAGUACCAUAUUUUUAGCUGUUUUGCAAAGCAUCGGCUGCUAAUCAACGUGCUCAGAGCCUCAGACCGGGCUUAGCUCCUGCACCUGCAAUUCCAAGAAACAUUACACCACUUUUGUACCUACUUGGUACUUUAUAAGGUGUAGUAUGUAGAAGGUUCUACUAUUAGAUCUUCAUAAGCAAUACUGAUUCUUUACGUUGAUGAACGUUUUUAUUGCUUAAAAUAUAAAAUUGAAAAGUCUGUUCUGUACUAGAUUGAAUGAAACACUCAAGAUAUAAACUUUUUGGAAUUUAUCCACGCAAUAAUACUUAAUUUUUGUGAUAUAGUGUUGCCUCUGUGUGUAGAAUGACUAUUUUAAAGUAUAUCAUGUUAAAUUUCAUUAAGUUUGUUUAUUGCUCCAAGACUGUAAAAGCGGAUCAAUAAUUUUAGCAAUAACCUAUAAGUGUUGGUUGAAUUUUCUGUUGGGAGUUUUGUUUUUGAGUGCUACUGAACUGUUCUUUACGAACCGAACUUUCGUUUGAAAUUGGAAUUUGGAACUACAUUUGUAAUUUUCAAGACGAUUUGCGUCAGUGCAAAAAGUGCUGGUGUUUGAAAGAAGAAACUUGAAAGCAAGUACAAUAUAGAUACAGGGAUACUUUCAAUUAACGUAAGAAGUAAAUAUUACUUAAGAUCAAUGUAUCCCAUUAUGAUUUCAAUUGCAUCAAUCGGCGCCGAUCCUUACAUUACGUCUCGAAGUGAAGAUGAUCUGAAGAGGCCGCGGGUCGGAUGGAGGAAACCUGACCCAGGGGACUGACGAUUGCUGCAUUCCAACAGACCGGAGAGAUGAAAAUGGAUUUCUGCUGACUUUGCUUGUCACUGCUACUGCUGACAUUCAUUUGCUCUGUUGCUGAUUGAGAACAGACAAUUUGGACAAAGUGAGUGUUGAAUAAUUUUUGUAAAGAUAUGUGACUGUUGAUAUUGGUACUUCAGAUUUGAUAGUUUUUUGCUGUGACACUUGUGCUCCUACGUUUAGUCCUCCUGAGUAAACUAUUGGGGGUGUUGGGUUACUAUUGUAGUGGUAUAGAACUAAAAAUAAAAUGCCAGCUACACCAACCAACCUAAAACUUGGCUUCCAGCGCAACAACUACAGUAGAGUUUCGUUCGGAAGAAACUCUGAUAGUCAUGCAAAAAGAAAAGAAUCGUCUGGACCUGAUGCGCAGCCUUUACAGGGUGAUGAGUAUGCUGAAUUACAUGGAUUGCAAUCCGGGAUUGAUUACAUCAAUGCCGGAACUGAUGAGCAAAUGGAAGUGUAUGGCUACUGCCGCAACAAGGUGAAGACAGUGGUGACAUGGCUGUUGAUAGUGGUGACCCUGGGUGGCCUGCGACUGGUGUUCCACUGGUGGCCGCGCUACAUGCUCUACGCCACGCACUCCGUCUGCCCCCUCCACGCAGCCCACAAAGUCAUCAUCAUUGAACGUUAUCAAAAGAAGAGCAAACGCUAUUUCGUGAAGGACAUCAAAACACUCACUGCUCAAUCAUUGAGGCAAGAAGUGGAGGUUGAUCAGGUUGGGGUGGACGCCUCGUGGAAUCAACAGGCGGCUAUCCAGUUGAACAGGGUUCGCUCCCCGAAAUUGUCCAUUCAUGUCAGUGGAGGACAUUUCAAAGAUGUGGACGAGGUGCGCAUGUUCUGCUGCAAGAAGGUGUGCUACAUUUGGGACGCGGACAAGGGGGAGUUCAGCCGCCUGCAGGGCCUCGACUACAAGAUCACCACCCAGGCUUUGCAUCGACAGGUCGGACUCACGCUGGUACAGCAGUACCUCAGGCGAGCAGUGUACGGUCGGAAUGAGAUAAUAGUUCCUUUGAAGGGUGUGAUGACCCUGCUCUUCCUCGAGGUGCUCGACCCAUUCUAUGUCUUCCAGAUUUUCUCCUUUAUACUUUGGUUCAUUGACGACUACAUUCAAUACGCUACUGCUAUUUUCUUUCUCACCACUUCCAGUAUUGUUAUGAACACUAUUCAAAAUAGACGGAACCAGCGCAAGAUCCGCAGCACAGUGCACUCGACAGACGUGAUUGAGGUGGUGCGUGCGGGUGGCGAGAAGAACGACCAGAUCCCGACCGAGAUGCUGGUGCCAGGUGACCUGCUGUUGAUCCCCGCUAACGGAUGCGUUAUGCAGUGUGACGCGGUCCUACUCACCGGCACCUGUGUCGUCAUCGAGAAUGCGCUCACUGGCGAAAGUGUGCCGGUAAUCAAGACCCCGUUGCCGAACUCUAGCACGGUCUACUUUGACGAGAAGGAGCACAGCCUGCACACGCUGUUCUGCGGCACCAAGGUGCUGCAGACGCGUUACUAUGGCAACGAGCUGGUGUACGCCGUCGUCAUCCGCACCGGCUUCGGCACGUUCAAGGGCCGGACGGUGCGGGCCAUCCUCUACCCGCCGCCCGCCGACUACCGCUUCGAGCAGGACAGCUACAAGUUUGUCGCGCUGCUCGCCGCCAUUGCUAGUCUCGGAUUCGUAUACACGGUCGUCACCAAGGCGAUGCGAGGCGUGAAGAACUCGGAGAUAGCGCUGGACGCGUUGGACCUGAUCACAAUAGUGGUGCCGCCGGCGCUGCCCACCGCCAUGACAGUUGGUCGCAUCUACGCGCAGAAGCGGCUCAAGAAGAAGAACAUCUACUGCAUCAGUCCGCGCACCAUCAACGUCUCCGGAUCGGUCAACUGUGUCUGCUUUGAUAAGACGGGCACCCUGACAGAGGACGGCCUUGACAUGUGGGGAGUGGUGCCGGUGGAGCAGAGUGCAUUCCUGCCGGCUGUCAAGCAGCUCCCCCCCACCACCAGCCACCUGUUGGCCGCCAUGGCCACCUGCCACUCGCUCCUGCUCAUCGAUGGUGCCUACUCCGGCGAUCCCAUCGAUCUCAAGAUGUUUGAAAGCACAGGCUGGACGUUCGAAGAUCCUGAAGUGAACGAUACCAAUAAAUUCGAUUUGAUCUUUCCAACCAUUGCCAGGCCUCCAAAAUCAGCAAACACAGAAAAAAAGACGGACGUUGAAAUAGCCAUUCUACAGCGCUUCGCAUUCUCUUCGAUUCUGCAGAGAAUGAGUAUCAUUUGCAGGGCAUUGGAUGCCCACGAGUUCACCGUUUAUUGUAAAGGAUCGCCUGAAAUGAUUCAGUCACUAUGCAAUCCAGACACUGUUCCGGUCGAUUUUAGUAAGCAACUAGAGGAGUUCACACAGGAAGGGUAUCGCGUGCUAGGAUUGGCCUAUCGCAACCUGGCGGUGACCUAUCACAAGGCGUGUCGGCUGGAGCGCGAGGAGAUCGAAACCGACCUCUGCUUCCUCGGCCUGGUCGUCAUGGAGAAUCGACUCAAGCCCGAGACAACCGGAGUCAUCAAAGUGCUCAAGGACGCCAAUAUCAGAACGGUCAUGGUUACAGGGGACAAUAUGUUGACGGCGCUGAGUGUGGCUAGAGACUGCGGCAUCGUUUCAUUGGGUCAGCGUGUCAUUACUGUCAAUUCAAAGUUGAAGCCGGGCGAUCAAGUUCCUCAAAUCUACUACUCUGAAACCAAUCAUCCAGUGCCCACGUUCAACAUGGCACAAGGAAACUCUAGUCAAAUGACGGCAACCAACAGUAUUUUCAGUCUUGACACCUCUGAGUCGCUCACAGCCAUCACUCCGGUCACAGCCAAUGGAACAGCUAGAAACAGUAUUAUGACCGAUGUCGAAAUGCCUGUUGACAACAAAGUUAUUUGUUCCAAUGACUACGGAUCACCUUCGAACUUUGUGUUCUCGCUGACUGGCUCGGUGUGGUCGCUGAUACGUGACAAAUACCCGGAACUGAUGCCGAAAAUCGUAACUCGUGGAGCGGUUUUCUCUCGAAUGACGCCCGAUCAGAAACAGGAACUGGUAGAAGAACUGAAAUCGCUUGGCUAUUAUGUUGCAAUGUGUGGCGACGGGGCAAACGACUGUGGCGCCCUGAAGGCAGCUCACACAGGCGUCUCUCUGUCCGACGCCGAGUCGUCCAUUGCGGCGCCGUUCCGCUCACGCGACGUCAACAUACAGUGCGUCGUGCAAGUUGUACGCGAAGGUCGGGCAGCGCUAGUGACGUCAUUCGCGAUAUUCAAGUACAUGGCCGCCUACAGCCUGGUGCAGUUCAUCUCGGUGAUGAUCCUCUACUCGAUCGACAGCAACCUGUCCGACUUCCAGUACCUGUUCAUCGACCUGUUCCUGAUCACGGCGUUCGCCUACGUCAUCAGCCAGGCGGGUGCCUACAAGGGGGCCCUCGUCCCGCAUCCGCCGCAGACCUCACUCAUCUCCAUGGCGCCCAUUGUCUCCCUCGUCGGCCAGAUGCUCAUCGCCUACGCCUUCCAGCUGGCCAGCUUCUAUUCAGUUCAGAAUUUCGAAUGGUUCCAGCCUUACAACGCGACCGACGCGCCGUCUGUGGAGUGUCACGAGAACUACGCGGUGUUCACCAUCUCCAGCCUGCAGUACAUCAUCCUGGCGGUGGUGUUCGCCAAGGGUCCGCCCUACCGCAAGAGCAUCCUCACCAACUGGAGUCUGCUGCUGGUCAGCUUCCUGUCCUGUCUGCUCGUCUUCUAUCUAAUCCUUGAGCCGCCCGAACUGCUCAGGAGGAAGUUUGACCUGGUCAUGCCCGAAGGAUACUCGUUCAGGCUCAUAGUGCUGGCCCUCGGGGUCUCCAACUUCCUAAUCGCCAGCAUUCACGAGUUUUUCGUGUGCGACUAUCUGCUGUUCCAGAAAUUGCGGGAGAGGCGAAAAGAGAUGGGCAUAAUCGGUGACAAGAAGAAGUACUUGGAGAUGGAGCGAGAGAUGCGCGCUGACGCAGGAUGGCCGGUGUUGAGCGGCGCAGGUGACGUCUCGACGCCCGCCAACACAAAGUGUCACACGCCGCGAUCCCCCCUCACUGUCAUGCGGGUCAACGCCAACGGGUCCGCUUUCACAUUCCCCACCGAUUCUGUGAUGAGGUCAUCGGGUGACAUGAGUGACGUCACAGCCACAUUGCCUCGACAGCACAACGGCUUACCGCCUCCGCCGCAUCACCUGCCUCGCUAUCUGUCGCAGUCGUCACACAUCACUCAGUCCGAGGACAGUCUGAGUCACUACCUCACCCCGCCAGAGAGCUUCCACUCGUCAGCCGUCGAUAUUCAAUGAUGCUCUAUCUCACUUUAUUUGCUCCACUGUUGGAUUUAUUUAUGAAGUAAUUCUGUAUCCUUCACUGAUUUAGACAACAAUCUGAGUGCGAGAAUAAUGACGAAACUAUAUUAGGCGUUUUCAUAGUCGAAAGGGCGGGAAGCUCUCCGAUUAGCUUAUUUUUUUCAGGCGUUUUCAGAGUCGGCAGGGCAGGAAGUUUUCCGAUUGGCUAAUUGGGUUGGCACAUGAAGGGACGCCUUGAACGCAGGACGUUUUCCGAUUUGCUAAUUGGGUCGGCACAUGAAGGAACGCCUUGAACGCCUAAUAUGGUCUCCCCUUAACUAGACCUUUUUGUAGUAAUAAACAGCGCACAAGCAACAAAAUAGCUGUUAUUGAUAACUGGUUAAUUUCAACGAAUUAUUUUACUUGGACCAUCCAGAGAAUCAAGCUCAUUGUGUCUUUUAUUUCUGUGAAUGGACUGAGAGUAAAAGGCGCGUUUAUCAGGUUGCACUAAACGAGAUUAAAGCUGCGUUUACACCGGAGUUUUAAUAACACAAUUCAUUAACAAAAGGCUAUUAACUUGGCUGAAUCGUCAAAAAUUUCACUUAACUAAAGUUGAUAACUCGUGUUUUUAACUGAAAAUUCCUUGUUAUUAAAGAAAAUGUUAUUAACAUAUUUUAAUGACAUAAAAUAUUAUUAACAUUAUGUUAUAAACUCCGGUGUAAACCCAGCUUAACUUUCUUCAAUCAGCUGAUCAUUCCUAUUUCCACUGGAAUUAAUGUAUAUACAGUACAUUAAUUAAUAGAUAAACCUAUAUACAUUUGGACUGUUGUAUAAAUUAGAAUUUGAACCGUUUUGGGCGUGAGCCUGUGGUACUUUUUUGUGAGUUGUGUAAUUCUGAAUGAUUAAAUAAAAUAAAUGUAACUUGUGAGGGGAGGCUAGAUGGUGAGUUGGUAGAGUGAGAUAGUCUAGUCGCAAGGUACCGUAGUGAAAAAGGGACAUUAGGGGAAUUAAUUCCAAACAAGCUGGAUUUUUUGUGCAAUGAUUUUGUACAGCUUAAAUACGAAAAAUUGAACUUCUAUCCCCAAAUAUUUUUACAGGAUGCCUUAACAACCUUGAAUUUUCGGUUCCUUUUCCAGUUUUCUGCGAUUUUCACCUAAUUGAGUCAUCGUACGAAAAACUCUAUUUUUAGAUAAUAUAAUUGAUGAAAUCAUUUCACUCAUUGAUGAAAUAAUUCGGAGAUAUCUAUCUUUAUAGAGUGCUGAAUUGCAAUUUAAAAAAAAA
Molecule: messenger RNA, 6619 nt
Organism: Nilaparvata lugens (brown planthopper)
Lineage: Eukaryota; Metazoa; Arthropoda; Insecta; Hemiptera; Delphacidae
Gene: anne
Product: probable cation-transporting ATPase 13A3
Exons: 22
Coding region: 1292-5356 (1354 amino acids)
Biological process (GO): intracellular calcium ion homeostasis; polyamine transmembrane transport
Cellular component (GO): membrane
Molecular function (GO): polyamine transmembrane transporter activity; ATP hydrolysis activity; ATP binding
Source: RefSeq, a predicted model, not a curated record